AUAUUUAUGCAGUCUGUUGCUUUGAAACAGAAGAGAAAGUUGGAUUAAGAAGGUUCGGAGUCACACUUGGAUGGACAUGGACUUAACAGCAGAACAUCACUCCAUACCUCUGAGUGAUGGAAACAACAUACCUUUGAUAGGACUGGGAACUUAUGGUGACCCCCGCACGACUCCCAAACGGACUGCAUAUGAAUCAGUCAAAGGGGCUAUUGAAGCAGGGUACAGACACCUUGAUGGAGCUUUGGUUUAUUUCAAUGAACACGAAGUGGGAGAAGCGAUAAGGGACAAAAUUGCAGAUGGAAGUGUGAAGAGAGAGGACAUCUUCUACUGCGGAAAGUUGUGGAACACAUUCCAUCCUCCAGAAUUGGUACGGCCCGCUCUGGAGAAAACUUUGAAGACGUUACAGCUGGAUUAUGUUGACCUCUACAUUAUUGAAAUGCCUACAGCCUUCAAGCCAGGAGAUACAUUUUACCCCAGAGAUGAGAAUGGGAAGUACAUUUACCAUGAGACAGAUCUCUGUGCUACUUGGGAGGCUAUGGAGGCUUGCAAAGACGCUGGGCUUGUAAAGUCGAUUGGUGUGUCCAACUUCAACAAAAGACAACUGGAGUUGAUCCUGAACAAACCUGGGCUGAAACACAAACCUGUGUCAAACCAGGUUGAAUGCCACCCAUAUUACACUCAGCCAAAGCUUCAUGAGUACUGCAGGCAGAAGGACAUUGUCAUUGUGGGAUACAGCCCGUUGGGGACAUCCAGAGAUGCAUCCUGGGUGAACCUAAAAUGCCCCCCACUGUUGGAGGAUGAGCUCCUGGUUUCAAUUGCUAAAAAAUACAACAAGUCCACAGCGCAAGUGGCCUUGAGGUUCAACGUGCAGAGAGGAGUGGUGGUCAUCCCAAAAAGCUUUAACCCUGUUCGCAUUAAGGAGAACUUUCAGAUAUUCGACUUCUCUCUCUCCGAGGCUGAGAUGAAGGCAAUUGAGGGACUGAACAAGAAUAUUCGAUUUGUGGAGCUUCUCAUGUGGUCUGAUCAUCCAGAGUACCCGUUUCAUGACGACUACUAGACUCUACAGAAAACUAUUGUCAGAGCACUUAUGUUUACCUGUUGAUUUAGAUGUUGAUUUAAUAAUGUUUUGGAUAAAACCGAAAAUAAUUUGAUGCCGCUUUUAUUUUAUAACGCAAAACCAAAGUUGUAUUCCUUGUACGCCGAACAUACCCUGAAAAUAAAGCUAAUGCCACUUCAGAUUGUAUAUUGUUUUCUCCCUUUGUAAAUUAUAAUAAAAAUAAUAAUAAUAACAAAGA
Labrus mixtus (cuckoo wrasse) is the source of this 1295-nucleotide messenger RNA. Its product is annotated as aldo-keto reductase family 1 member D1-like. Gene Ontology annotation, biological process: bile acid biosynthetic process. Lineage: Eukaryota; Metazoa; Chordata; Actinopteri; Labriformes; Labridae. The record is from RefSeq and is a predicted model, not a curated record. Bases 71 to 1057 code for a protein of 328 amino acids. The transcript is spliced from 9 exons. Gene Ontology annotation, cellular component: cytosol. Gene Ontology annotation, molecular function: Delta4-3-oxosteroid 5beta-reductase activity; aldose reductase (NADPH) activity.